Molecule: messenger RNA, 710 nt
Organism: Amoebophrya sp. A120
Lineage: Eukaryota; Dinophyceae; Syndiniales; Amoebophryaceae
Source: the annotation of a GenBank genome assembly
UGUGAACUUGAUGAACUGCUUCCGCCUGAACGUGAGUUUUUCCAAAAGUAAGGACCAAGCUCAUUUUCUUCGGUCAACAUUUUCCGAUGAUGGCACUCACCCGUGGUCAUCGCCUAACAGGGUUCUGCUCAAACGUGUUGUACGCAAUGCCGCCUGCAGCUUCCUCUUCUUCCCGAGGAAGCAGGCACUUUUGCUUCACAGCGUCACAACUUCCUCGAGGAAAAGGUGGCCCGGUGGAGCAUACUUUUGCCUCGGGCGUCAUAGUAGACACGACGAAUUCUCCUGCCGCGCUAGAGAAGGACGGCAGCUCUGGAAGUACGCUGGCCAACCGCCCCGCGCAUCCGUCUUCCGAUUCUUGUGAGGAGCGACGGGACUACACCGACGUGGCCCAUUCGCGGUCAGCAACCACAAGAAUCGCCCCGCUCCAACCCCAACAUCUUCGUGGCACAACCGUAGUACCAGCAGCCGUCGACCCCCCACCGGUCCGCGUGCAGUGGAAGAUAUCCGCUUAUUGCCCUGAUUGCGGAAAAAAUACGGAGAAGGACCAGGUGUCUGUCAUGCGCAAGUUCUGUCCCACCAUGUGGCGAAAAUACAUGUUCGUGGACGAUCGGCACUGUCCCCUGUUUCUAGCAGCCAAAGUGAAGGACGAUUUGAUUGAAUCCACGGAAACGGGGUGGAAAGACAUGCCAAGGAUAAAGGGACGCAGCUAG